This is a messenger RNA of Lodderomyces pseudojiufengensis, 1905 nucleotides long. Its product is annotated as methylenetetrahydrofolate reductase (NAD(P)H). Gene Ontology annotation, cellular component: cytosol. Gene Ontology annotation, molecular function: methylenetetrahydrofolate reductase [NAD(P)H] activity; FAD binding. The record is from RefSeq and is a predicted model, not a curated record. The transcript has a single exon. Bases 1 to 1905 code for a protein of 634 amino acids. Gene Ontology annotation, biological process: tetrahydrofolate interconversion. Lineage: Eukaryota; Fungi; Ascomycota; Pichiomycetes; Serinales; Debaryomycetaceae.
AUGAGUACAGUAAAAGAUCUAAUGAAUUCAUUAGGUCCAGAAGAAAAAUUUAUAUCAUUUGAAUUUUUCCCACCAAAAACAGAUUCUGGUUUUAGAAAUUUAUUAGCAAGAUUAAAUCGGUUAUCAGCAUUUAAUCCAUUAUUUAUAACAGUUACAUGGGGAGCAGGAGGAUCAACAAGUGAAAAAUCAUUAGAUUUAGCUUCAACAUGUCAAAAAAAAAUUGGUAUAAAUACUGUAUUACAUUUAACUUGUACAAAUACAAAUAAAGAAGUUAUUGAUGAAGCUUUAAAAAGAGCAAAAAUUAAUGGGAUAAGGAAUAUUUUAGCGUUACGAGGUGAUCCUGCAAGAACUGAAGAAUAUUGGACACCAAAUUGUGAAUUUAAAAAUGCAAUAGAUUUAGUAAAAUAUAUUAGAAAAGAAUAUGGAAAUUAUUUUUGUAUUGGAGUUGCUGCUUAUCCGGAGGGACAUGUUGAUGGUUCUGAUAAUUCAAAUCAAAAUCCAAAAAAGGAUAUACCAUUUUUAAUUGAAAAAAUUAAAGCAGGAGCUGAUUUUAUAAUAACUCAAUUAUUUUUUGAUGUUGAUAAAUUUAUAAAUUUUGAAAAAUUAAUAAAACAACAACCAGAACUAAAAGAUAUUCCUUUAAUUCCUGGAUUAAUGCCAAUAACAACUCAUAAAGUAUUUACAAGAGCUACUAAAUUGUCUCAUGCAACUAUACCGAAUGAUAUAUAUGAACAAUUUGAAAAAAUAAAAAAUGAUGAUGAUGCUGUAAAAUCUUUAGGUGUUGAAUUAAUUUGUGAAAUUAUUGAUAAAAUUAAUAAAUUAACAAAUUUAAAAGGUUAUCAUUUUUAUACAUUAAAUUUAGAAAAAGCAGUUGCAUCAAUUGUAAAUGAAUCAAAAGUUUUACAUCCUAUUUUAGAUGGUCCAUCAACUAGAUUUGAAAAUGAAGAUGUAUUAGCAACUGAUUCUGAAGAUGAAGAUGAGGUGGAUAUUCCAAUUUCAAAUGGUAAUGGCAGUAAAAAAUCAAGAAGAAAAUCAUCAAUAAAUGAAAAUGUUGUUGGUAAAAAUGUAAAUAGUAAAUUAUUAUAUAGUGAUAAAAAGGCAUUAUAUGAAAUAAGUAGAGGUAAAGGAGCAUUAGGUAAAGAUGCAACAUGGGAUGAUUUUCCUAAUGGUAGAUUUGGUGAUUCAAAUUCUCCAGCUUAUGGAGAAAUAGAUGGUUAUGGACCAAAUUUAAAAAUUCAUAAUUCAAAUGAAGCAAUAAUAAAAUGGGGUUCACCAACUUCAAUUAGUGAUAUAAGUUUAAUUUUUAAAAAUUAUCUUUCUGGUAAAAUAGAUGUUAUACCAUGGGCUGAUAGUUCAUUAUCACCAGAAACUACAAUAAUUCAAGAACAAUUAUUUGAAUUAAAUGAUAAAGGUUGGUUUUCAAUAGCUUCUCAACCAGCAGUAAAUGGAUGUAAAUCAACAGAUAAUAUUUUUGGUUGGGGACCAUCAAAUGGUAUAAUUUAUCAAAAAUCAUUUAUUGAAUUAUUUUUACCUAAAACAGAAUGGGAACACCUACAAAAAAGAUUAGAUGAUAAUUUAAUAACUUAUUAUUCAGGUAAUUAUAAAAAUGAAAUUAAAUCCAAUUUAAAAAUAAAUGAAAAUCAUAAUUUUAAAUCAAAAAAUGCUGUAACUUGGGGAGUUUUCCCAUCAAAAGAAGUUAUUCAACCAACAGUUAUAGAUUAUGAAUCAUUUAAAGCAUGGAAUGAAGAAGCUUUCUUGUUAUGGUUAGAAUGGUCAAGAUGUUAUAAAAAACAACUGAAAAGUUUUAAAUUAUUAAAUUAUAUUUAUGAAAAUUAUAUUUUAAUAAGUUUAAUUCAUCAUGAAUUUCCUGAUGAAAAUGCAUUAUGGGAUUUGUUGUUGGAAUAG